AAACGUUAGGAAUAUAUGUAAACAAACAAUCAAAGUAAUUAAUUUCUUUAGUUGACCCUCAAUUGGAUUUUGGUAUCCACAAGAUAACUAUUAAGAUUGAUUCACACUACUAAUAAGUAAUAAAAAUGGUCAUAAACACAACUGGGUUGAAAAAAUUUGUUGCAAUGCUCAAUAAAAAAUAUUUUUCACAUUUAUUUGACUUUUUUGUGCUUUUAAAGUCUAGAAAGAGAUAACAUGUACGUAAGGAUACUCUGACGUCAGACACAGUCAAGAUGAGGAGUAAAUGGAGGCAAACUUUCGAUGCCAGCUGAGUAUAGUUUGUCUAUGUGAAGAACUCCCUCAGUCAUUCGUCUGGAGAGGUGGCGCUGACAAUGGAAAUGGUUUUAUCGAAGGAAGAGAGUUGGAUAAAUUUCUGAGAGAGUUCGUCUCCAGCGUUUCGGAUACAGAACCGGAACAAGUAGUCUCUGACUCGAUGAUGAUUGAAUUGAAGGAAUGUUUUAUGGAAGCUUAUGAUGAUAACAAAGAUGGAAAAAUAGAAAUUAGAGAAUUAGCACAGCUUUUACCACUUGAAGAAAGUUUUCUACUUUUAUUCCGUUUCGACAAUCCACUGGAAUCAAGUGUUGAAUUUAUGAAGAUCUGGAGGGAGUACGAUACAGAUGGAAGCGGUUUCAUUGAAGCAGAUGAAUUGAAGAAUUUCUUAAAAGAUCUUCUCAAAGAAGCUAGAAAAGAAGCCAUUGAGGAAGACAAGCUCAUUGAAUAUACAGAUACACUACUUCAAAUUUUUGACAGUAAUAAGGACGGAAAAUUGCAGCUCAGUGAAAUGGCAAAAUUACUCCCCGUUAAAGAAAAUUUCCUGUGUCGAUCCGCUUUUAAAGGUGCCAGUAAAUUGACAAAAGAAGAUAUCGAAAGAGUAUUCAGCCUCUACGAUAGAGACAAAAAUGGCACCAUAGAAAAUGAGGAGUUGAAAGGAUUCCUUAAGGAUCUCCUAGAACUCGUAAAAAAAGAUUACGAUGCUCAAGAUCUAGAAGAAUUUCAAGAGGCGAUUCUUAGGGGAUGCGACUUCAACAAAGAUGGAAAAAUAAACAAGAAAGAACUUACCAUGAUCCUCUUGGCGCUCGCCAAACACUCACAAGAGGAAUAAAUUCCCUCCCUUCUCUCUCUCUCUCUAUCUCUCUCUAUGUUGUGUGUCGAUAUACAGGUGCUUUCAAUAAUUCAACCCCACCUAGUGUUUGUAAAGAAAACAUUAUUAGGAAAAAGGCCAUCCCUCGCCACUGCAGCAUAUCAUGUCAUUUAAAAUAUCCUACUACGUCAAUCUUUAUUCUCAGGACUUUUAAAAGAUAUAUACAUAUAUAAAUGGAAUCUUUUGUGAUUUUAGAAAGAGCGAAAAAAAGAGAUCAUUUUACUUGGUUUUGUUUGUGUUGCGCACCAUCGCACAGUGGGUCAGCAUCCAAGGUUUCGUGGCCAGAAUUAGUAUUUCGAUGAAAUUUGUUUCAAAAUUUGGGGAUUUUUAUGUGCAGGUAAAUUGAAUUCAUAGUUGAAAUUUUGAAAUACACUAAAAAUACCCAAAAAAAAAAAAACAAAAUGGCGGCUGAAAUAGGGCGAGCAAAAAUAAAAAUAAUAAUGUAAUGCGUUUAAAUAAUUAAAUAUAGCAAUGGAAAUAUAACAAUUUUCGUCAUUUUAUAUUGAAAAUGAAAAGCAAAUUAUAUUUCCGAAGUAAUAUUUCAAAAUAAAGCGAAUUAAUUACAAAACAACGCAAAAACGUGAAAAAAAAACAUGAUUUUUGUUUUUCGGUACAUUUAGUUCACCUGUGCAAUACGGGCAAAAUGGGGCAAGUUUUUUCGAAAGAAGAAACAUAAAAGAAGACAGCAAAAAGAAAGUUUAGCUAAUUACCUCGAGGAACUUUUUGGAAUUAAGUUUCGAAAGUGAUUCAAGCAUUGUAAAAUGCCUAAUGAUAAGAUAUAAACUAUAAGUUUGUCAAGAGUAUUAACUCAUCCCACACAUUGAAAAAUUGUACUAUCAUUUCAGACUCAUUACUCUGAUAUAAAUGUAACAGUAAGGUGAAAUUCCUCUACAUAUUUCUGAAAUAAAAAUGUAAAAGUUA
This is a messenger RNA of Parasteatoda tepidariorum (common house spider), 2101 nucleotides long. It is a transcript of the gene Cbp53E, whose product is annotated as Calbindin 53E. The record is from RefSeq and is a predicted model, not a curated record. NCBI's taxonomy places the organism in Eukaryota, Metazoa, Arthropoda, Arachnida, Araneae, Theridiidae.